Chelmon rostratus (copperband butterflyfish) is the source of this 3389-nucleotide messenger RNA. It is a transcript of the gene trip10a, whose product is annotated as thyroid hormone receptor interactor 10a. Gene Ontology annotation, molecular function: protein binding. Gene Ontology annotation, biological process: signal transduction. The record is from RefSeq and is a predicted model, not a curated record. Lineage: Eukaryota; Metazoa; Chordata; Actinopteri; Chaetodontiformes; Chaetodontidae. The coding region runs from base 273 to 2033 and encodes 586 amino acids. The transcript is spliced from 15 exons.
UGAAAGCUAGUUUAUCCCUCUUUUCCUUCGCUAUGAAAAAUAUUUGGACGAACUAGACCAGCGACUACCAGCCCUAGUUAAUUAGCCUAGAUAAUUAUGAGGCUGGAUCACAUUAUUUGUUGAAGGGACCAAGACCGGAGUGCGAAGUGGGCUGCGACUGAUUUAUCACCCCGGGAUUAUACUUGCCAGGGCCGUCCUCCGAGCUGCUGGGAUAACUUUGGAGAAGUUCUUUGUAUUCGGGAGAGUCAGGCAGCUUGGCCAACAAGCUGAACAUGGACUGGGGCACAGAGCUUUGGGACCAAUAUGACAUCAUUGAGAAGCACACACAGUCUGGUCUGGAGCUGGUGGAGAAGUAUGUGAAAUUUGUGAAGGAGAGGACAGAGAUUGAGCAAAACUAUGCCAAACAGCUGAGGAACCUGUCCAAGAAAUAUAACCUAAAACGAAGCAGCAAAGAUGAGCCAGAGUGCAGGUUGUCCAGCUACCAGUCUUUUUUGGACAUCCUGAAUGAGAUGAACGACUACGCAGGGCAGAGGGAGCUAAUCGCUGAGAACAUGAUGAUGAGCAUUUGCAUCGAUCUCACCAAGUACCUGCAAGAGCUCAAGCAGGAACGAAAGAUGUAUCUGAUGGAGGCCAAGAAGGCCCAGCAGAGUUUGGAGAGCACCUACAAGCAGCUCGACAGUAGUAAAAAGCGCUUUGAGAGGGAAUGGAGAGAAGCGGAGCGUGCAGCUCAGUACGCGGAGAAGACCGAUCAAGACAUCAAUGCCACAAAGGCGGAUGUUGAAAAAGCCAAACAGCAGGCUCAUAUGAGAGCACAUGUAGCAGAGGAAUGUAAGAAUGACUACGCAGCUCAGCUUCAGAAGUACAACAAGGAGCAGAACCAGUUCUAUUUCAAUGAUAUGCCACUCAUUUUCAAUAAAAUGCAGGAUCUGGACGAGAGGCGAGUACAGAAGUUGGCGCAAGGCUACAUCUUGUUCUCAGACACAGAGAAGCAUGUGAUGCCUAUCAUUGGCAAGUGCCUGGAAGGCAUUACUAAAGCCGGCACUAAUGUUAAUGAGAGGAAUGACUCCAUGGUCGUAAUAGAGCAGAACAAGUCAGGCUUUGAACGUCCUGGAGAUGUGGAGUUUGAGGACUACAGUCAGGGAAUCAACCGAGCCUCAUCUGACAGUAGCCUGGGCACGCCUAAAGGCCCCAUGGACCUUCUGGGAAAGAACAAGAGCAAAAACUUUUGGCUUUUCAGCAAAAGGAGUAAGCUCUCUCCCUCCACGCUCCCACCUUUCUCCACACCCCCUGCCCCCUCGCCCGCUAACGGACCCCCUUCCCCCAAGUUUGGCCGGGACCCCCUGUCGUACUGUUUGAAGGAGAUCAAUAAGACAGUCAAACCCAGAAUCUCUUCCUUCCGGACGCUCAGGAGAUCGCCCACGGUGACAGAGGACUUCGCCCAUCUUCCACCAGAGCAGCGCAGGAAGCGGUUACAGCAAAAACUAGAGGAAAUUUGCAAAGAGCUGCAAAAGGAAGUAGAUCAGAGCGAGGCCUUGGGGAAAAUGAAAGAUGUUUAUGAGAAAAAUCCUCAAAUGGGAGACCCUGCUAGUUUGGCAUCCCAGAUCAGCCAGACAUCCCAAAACAUAGAGCGACUCCGAGGAGAGCUCAACAAGUAUGAGACUUGGCUGGCUGAGGCAGGAGGUCGAGGGGACACACUGCGCUACAAAACCCACACAUUCAACAACAACGGAGCUCAUGAUGUACACAGCCCUGAUGGAGCUCACUCGGAUGAAAGCACUCCUGAUCCCUCCCAGGCCAUCUACGCCGAGUUUGACGAUGACUUUGAGGAUGAGGAACUAACUGCUCCCAUUGGCAAAUGCACAGCCAUGUACAACUUCCCUGGUGCCAGUGAAGGGACCAUCUCUAUGCAGGAGGGGGAGGUGCUGGCCGUGGUGGAGGAGGACAAAGGGGAUGGCUGGACCCGUGUCCGUAGGAACAAUGGCGAUGAAGGCUACAUACCUACAUCUUAUGUCACCAUCUCUCUAAACAAAUGACAGGUGUGAGGAACAAGAGAAGAAGAAAUGAUCACCUCACCAGACUGUACGCAGUUCUUCCAAUGGACCAAUCUAAAAGAAGCCACAGCACUAUGGACGGGACCACUGGUGUGUCCAGACGGGGAUCCAAAUAAGGUGCUUUGAUUUCUUGAGAGAGGUGCCCCGAAUGGGCAGAGGAAUGGUGCUAACAGUAUGUUCCUCAUGGCUUACAUGACAUUGUUGCAACCCCAGUUACGGAAGACACCUAAACCACAAGGUUAUUUUACGUUUUGAGAUCAUGUCACAAUACGCUAUUUUGGUUUUGUUUAAAAAGUGUUGCGUGGAUCUUAGGCACCAUCACGGUACGAGCACUCGCCUCUUCCCACAGCCUAAUAAGGCAUUAUCUACCGAACAUGAAAGAGGAAGUAGAGAAGGAGGAGGAAGAUGAGUGCUGCUGCCAUCUUUACACUGAGAGUUAAUACCAGUAAUACUUAGGAGGAAAUUACCUCACCUGUUUACCUUUUAUCAGUCAAAAACUGACCCGCUCUGACCCAUGGCAGUCCACUCGACCGCUGCACCUAAAACACAAGACCUGAUGCAUUUCUCGUUUACUAGCACUUGUGAAGGUGUGUGGCGCCGUCAGUUUGCUCAUGGUUGGACUUGCGAUCUUGAGUGUGAGGUUUGGGUGAGAAAGCUUCACUUGUUGGUUUUCAGCAAUUUGUGACACCAAAGUUGUGGAGAGCUUUCGUCGUGGAAAAUCCCAUGCACACAACCGUACGAACACUUCCUGUUCAGACAAUCACAGCCAUAUCAUCAAGUUCAGUUUUAAACUUUAGCGAUAACAAGGAUAUAGCUGUUGUUUUCUAAUAGUUACAACCUGAAAAUUGUACUAAGAAUAAUUUAUUACAAAUGUGUACUAUAAAUACAAUGUUGACAGAAGUUGUACUUUGUAUUAAGGAUGUUCUCACGUUGUUCUUUUCCCCUUGCACACAGAGUGGACAGUCUGUAGCCACAAAAGGGAGUAAAUAAUGCACACAUAAGAUGUGCUACAUUCUUUAAGACUAUCGUAUUUAUGUAACAAAUAAUAUAUAUUUUAGCUAUCACAACGCCACUAUUGUCUUAUUAGCUUUUUAAGCAUUUAAAUAAAGAUUGUUACAUUGUGAGAGAGAACUAAAAUCUCUAAUUAUGUUGCUAAUAAUGUUUGGAUUUACUUCACACCUUCCGUUUUUUUAUGUUGUUAAUGGAGCCAGCAAGAAGCAGUAAAUGCUCAUGUGUCUUUGGUGCCUUUCUGGUUAAAAGCAUUGUGUAUAUACCAUUUCUGCAUGUAAGACAUUUUGUUUUUCAAGACUUAAUAAAUGUAAAACACAUUUCAAAUUU